This is a messenger RNA of Penicillium egyptiacum, 288 nucleotides long. Lineage: Eukaryota; Fungi; Ascomycota; Eurotiomycetes; Eurotiales; Aspergillaceae. The record is from the annotation of a GenBank genome assembly.
AUGGAUUGGAUAAUACCGUUGUCGCUGAUAUCUAGGGUUCUGUCGUCGAGAGAUUUGGGAGAUCGAGAAGCUCAGUUGGCUGGGCAGUGGCUUCCUCUCGGCUCCAUUGCCCUUCUCCUAGCGGUCGGGAAAGCCUAUGGAUUGUGGGACAUCAAAUGGCUCUGGGUGCUAAGCAUCAUUAUCUUCCAAAUCGGUAGCGCCAUUUGUGGAGCAGCCCCAAAUAUGAAUGCCCUCAUCAUCGGCCGUGUGAUUGCUGGCACCGGCGGUGCUGGAAUGUAUCUGGGGUGA